GACCACUACAUUUAGACCGUAACACUUGCCAGGCACUCUGUGAAGCUGCGCCUCUAUUAACUGUCCUUGCGUGCACCGGUCCUCACCAUGCAGCAAACGUCUUCGCUCAUGUUCACUGCUUUCCGGCGCGGCCUUCUGGCAAGCCAGCACGCGCCGUGGACGCAGCAGCUUGCGGGGUUCGCGGCAUCAGCCAAUGUGCCGGACUGGGCGUCCAAGCUGCCCGCCGCGUGGCAGGAGGCCGCAAAGCCCGGUUCGAGCUACAGGCGCAAGAUGAACGUUCACUUCAACGUCUGUGAUUACGACAAGGACGGCGUCGUGCGCUGGAAUGACAUCAUGCAGAUCGUGGACAACUACGCCAAGAUCCGGGACCUGAAGCCCGGCAGCCCGGAGCUGCGCAAGUGCCGGGACGGGCACGAGUUCGUGUUCACCAAGUUCUGGAGUGACACGGGCGACCUGAAGGGCACCAGCACUGAGGAGCAGCUGGUGCGCAACAUCGUCACCGCUGCGGCAAAUGCGCCCUGGAAGAGCGUGGAGGAGUUUGUGGAGCUGACGCCGGUCAAGAUCUGCUUUGACCUGGUUGACGCGGACGGCGACGGCUUCAUCACAGUUGAGGAGUUCAAGGAGUACUGGACCGCGCACCAGCUCAAGCCCGCGGACAUGAAGCAGGUCUUUCACGAGCUGGAUGUCAACAAGAACGGCGUCAUCUCCCGCCAGGAGUACUACGAGGCUUUCUACAACUGGUUGAACACGCCCCACUGCGACGCCGGUCACAAGGGUACCCCCAACAUCUGGGGCAUCGUGCCACCCAAGUAAUUGAUGUGGUGGGGGGUCCAGCAUGGUGCAUGCGGCUCAUGCGGGGCUGGGGGACAAGGCAGGCAUCCGCGUGUCGUCCUCUGGAUGAAGCGCACGAGGGCGGCCUUGCCUUGGCCUGGAGGCACCGCAUGCUAAAUUGCUAAUGCAUAGGUGGCGGCAAUCGCGCCCAUCUUCAGCACGAGGUGUUGAUUGCUUCUGAGUGUGCAUGCGGGCACAUGGUGGCACCAUUUGUGAUUUGGGCAUUUGGCCAUUUUCAGCGGCUGGCUUGCGGCUGGGCCUCGUUUCGCUUGUGUGCGCCUGUGUAGGCCUGUGCUGGGGAUAGUGAGUUGGGCAGAGUGUGCUUUCAACUUGCGUUCCGGUGACUUGCAAGUAAGGGACCCGCAGAGAGACAGACAUACGGCGGAAUGUAAGGGCCCUUGCUC
Molecule: messenger RNA, 1235 nt
Organism: Chlamydomonas reinhardtii
Lineage: Eukaryota; Viridiplantae; Chlorophyta; Chlorophyceae; Chlamydomonadales; Chlamydomonadaceae
Exons: 9
Coding region: 88-813 (241 amino acids)
Molecular function (GO): calcium ion binding
Source: RefSeq, a predicted model, not a curated record